AUGCCCUCAAGCCAUCAAUCAACCUCACCUCCAAGAAGAGUCAUGGUCUUAGAAACCUCAAGCAACUGGCGAGAAUCUUCUCCAGGUAUCUACACAAGGCCUCUCGAUGAACCAGACUUAUACUAUACUACAAAUGCCAAAAUCUGGGAGAGAACAGGUCAGACAGCAAGCGCAAUCACUGUACAUGUUGGGAUCUCUCUACCAUUGUCUCCAGAAGAUGACAGACGUGCAGUUGACCUUCGGGUUGAAAGGUCAUUGAGGUAUGCUUGGAAACAGAUCAGGUACCACUGUCCUGUUCUGGCAUCAAGUGUUGAGCUGGACCCGAAGACCAAUUCAUGGCAUCGUACAUACCGGGUGGCGAAUGAGAAGAAGAUCAUCGAUAAAUGGCUCGAAGAAACCUUCACGUUCUGUCAUGGCACGCAGACCGCGAAGGAGUUUUUAGACUCCGAUCCUCCAGUUCCGUUUUCUGCGCUAUUCGUGUUUCCAAAUCUCCAUAACGAACAGUCUCAAUUGUCAACCAUUGAAUACAACAUCAUUCUUCGGUGCCGACACGAUGUGAUGGAUGGCAUGGCAGCAUAUGCUUUCAUGGAUAAACUACUUGGCUUCACUGCAGAGGCGUUCAUGGCCAAGGAUAAUAUACCCGAUGUGAUAUACGGGAAUGAGCACAGAAAUCUGGCUCCGCCAUUUCGGACUAUGCUGGGUGUUUCGUCAACCAAGGUCUUCACAGAUCAGGAUCUCAAGGUGGUCCGAGAUAAGAGGAACAAAAAUCGUGAAAACGCUCUCUCAGUUCCAUCGAAGAACGCAGAUUCAAUACCAGGCAAAACGCGCUCCUCGACUCUCAAAUUCACUUUCGAUGAGUCUCAGCGGGUCAUGGCAGCUUGCAAAGCCAGGAAAACGACUGUAACACAAGUCAUCCAUGCAGCCAUCGCACUUGCCGUUCGAGAUCUACAAGCCCGUGGGGAGCAUGAAAGACAAGCCAAGUACGUGAGCUACGUGAUCAUGAGUCUCCGAAAAUAUUGCCGGGAGCCGUAUAACGGUCCCGAAUUCUCCAUGAUGACAUGCCACGCCAACUCUACUUCCCUGAUGGUCGUCGAUGUUAUCAUCCCCUCAUCAGCAAGUACAAUCGCCAGAACGUGUCCAAAAGAGUUCAGCACAGUCCUGAAGUUCUACCAGGAGGAAGCUAUCCCGAAGGAUCUGCUGGAAGCCGCACUCUGUUUCGCUGCUCGCACCCCAAUUUGUCCCUCUGUAUCUUCUCCUCUACCAGCUCCAACCCAGAGUGCCAGUGUUUCGCUAUCUAGCAGAGGCAUCACGGACUAUCACGUGAAGCAUAGAUACGGACCAUUCGAGGUACUGGAUCCUUGGUGCAUGGGGACGGAACUGUCGAUUGCGCUGGGAUUGGCUGUGAAUACUUGGAAAGGGGAGAUGUGCCUUUGUGCUGGGUAUAAUAUGGUGUUUCAUGAGCAUAAAGAUGUGCAGCUGUUUCUGGAGAGCGUGAAGAGAACCGUCAUGGAGGGACUGGAUAUCGUUUAG
Molecule: messenger RNA, 1530 nt
Organism: Cadophora gregata
Lineage: Eukaryota; Fungi; Ascomycota; Leotiomycetes; Helotiales; Ploettnerulaceae
Exons: 1
Coding region: 1-1530 (509 amino acids)
Biological process (GO): mycotoxin biosynthetic process
Molecular function (GO): acetyltransferase activity
Source: RefSeq, a predicted model, not a curated record